Messenger RNA from Psammomys obesus (fat sand rat), 2302 nucleotides. RefSeq names its product cholecystokinin B receptor (gene Cckbr). Gene Ontology annotation, molecular function: gastrin receptor activity; cholecystokinin receptor activity. NCBI's taxonomy places the organism in Eukaryota, Metazoa, Chordata, Mammalia, Rodentia, Muridae. The record is from RefSeq and is a predicted model, not a curated record. Gene Ontology annotation, biological process: phospholipase C-activating G protein-coupled receptor signaling pathway. Gene Ontology annotation, cellular component: plasma membrane. The transcript is spliced from 5 exons. Bases 38 to 1375 code for a protein of 445 amino acids.
CCGGCUUGGCGGAGCUGAGUGGGACUUCACGGAGGCCAUGGAUCUGCUCAAGCUGAACCGCAGCGUACAGGGGCCCGGGUGCCGCCCGGGGGUCCCGGUUCUCAACAGCAGUCAUGCCGGCAACCUCAGCUGCGAGCCCCCUCGGAUCCGCGGAACCGGGACCAGAGAAUUGGAGCUGGCCAUCAGAGUUACCCUUUAUGCGGUGAUCUUUCUGAUGAGUGUUGGAGGAAAUGUGCUCAUCAUCGUGGUCCUGGGACUGAGCCGGCGCCUGAGGACUGUCACCAACACCUUCCUGCUCUCCCUGGCAGUCAGCGACCUCCUGGUGGCUGUGGUUUGUAUGCCCUUCACGCUCCUGCCCAACCUCAUGGGCACCUUCGUCUUCGGCCCAGUCAUCUGCAAGGCAGUUUCCUACCUCAUGGGGGUGUCCGUGAGCGUGUCCACGCUAAGUCUCGUGGCCAUCGCCCUGGAGCGGUACAGCGCCAUCUGCCGACCACUGCAAGCCCGGGUGUGGCAGACUCGCUCCCACGCAGCUCGGGUGAUCUUAGCCACGUGGCUGCUGUCUGGCCUGCUUAUGGUACCCUACCCUGUGUACACAGUGGUGCAGCCAGUGGGGCCUCAAGCACUGAAGUGCGAGCAUCGCUGGCCCAGUGCGCGCGUCCAACAAACCUGGUCGGUGCUGCUGCUGAUGCUCCUGUUCUUCAUCCCGGGUGUGGUUAUGGCGGUGGCCUACGGGCUCAUCUCUCGCGAGCUCUACCUAGGGCUUCGCUUUGAUGGUGACAGCAACAGUGAGACCCAAAGCCGGGUCCGAAACCAAGGAGGCCUGCCCGGUAGGGCAGCGCCAGGGCCUGUCCACCAGAACGGGGGUUGCCGACCCGAGACCAGCCUGGGUGGGGAAGACAGUGACGGUUGCUAUGUGCAACUACCGCGGUCCCGACUGGAGAUGACUACGCUGACCACGCCCACUCCUGGGCCAGGCCCGGGCCCUAGGCCCAACCAGGCCAAGCUGCUGGCUAAGAAACGGGUGGUACGGAUGCUGCUGGUGAUAGUUGCGCUCUUCUUCGUGUGCUGGCUGCCAGUGUUCAGCGCCAACACCUGGCGUGCCUUCGACAGUCCAGGAGCGCACCGGGCGCUCUCGGGGGCCCCUAUCUCUUUCAUCCACUUGCUGAGCUAUGCCUCCGCCUGUGUCAACCCCCUGGUCUACUGUUUCAUGCACCGCCGCUUUCGCCAGGCCUGCCUGGACACCUGUGCCCGCUGCUGCCCACGGCCUCCACGAGCUCGCCCCCGGCCCCUUCCAGACGAGGAUCCUCCUACCCCCUCCAUCGCUUCUCUCUCCAGGCUAAGCUAUACCACCAUCAGCACACUGGGGCCCGGCUGAGGGUUUGGGGGAGUGGAGGACAAGAAAAGAUACAUAAUCUCUAUAAACUGAUCCAUGCAAACACCUAAGAAACACAAACCAGGGCUAAUCCAGGUGGAACCCAACUCCACGGACAGACCCCUACACACAGAAAAUUUUAUCUUUGCUGCCCAACCUGGAACAGACAGGAGCCUCACGCGGGAAAGAAGGCACACUUCUCAUAUGGGACUGAGCCCCACCCUGGACACCUGGCCCUCACAGACAGACACAGUGUCCGUAGCAGUGAACUUUCCCUACACAAGAGGAACUCUCACAAGGGCUGACUGGCUCACAUGCAUACAUUAAUGGCAAUCUUCUAGAGCGCUCAUAGCCUAGUGCAGCUCUGACUUAGGACAUUGCAAGCUGUCCCCAGUUUGACCUUCCUCAUGCAGCACUGAAAAUAUCAACAGGCCUAAUCACAUGCCUUCCUGAGCUGCAGAUCUUUCAGGACCAAAAAGUCCCCCCUCCUUUUCCAGUAGGCACUAAGGAAAGCCUUCUCUCCUGCCCCUCCCCAGUCAGCAAACUAUGUAACAAAAGAAUAAAUGACCCAGCAUCCUCCUGGGCCUCCUGAACACUGGCAGACAGAUGAGCAGGUGUGGCUUACAUGAAGCUUCUUCAUGUGUUUGCUCCCACGACUACUCAACCCCGUGUCCAACCUUGUGCAAAAGGGCCUUGGUAUGAGCACAGAUAAGGAUGAUCACAUCCUUUCUCUAUUCUUGUCUUGGUCCUACCCAUACUCCAGAGAUGUAGUAGCUGGGAUUCAAAGUGGCAGGUGGGAUAUCCAUGACACCUCAAGGUUCCUGAGUACAUUCUCCCAUUUGGUGCCAUUGUUAAUGUAAUAUAUUAAUGGCUGCUGGUUAAUUUUUUGAUGAAAAGAUAAAAGAUGAAAGACUACAUAAGACUCAAAUU